Setaria italica (foxtail millet) is the source of this 4037-nucleotide messenger RNA. Its product is annotated as disease resistance protein RPP13. Gene Ontology annotation, biological process: defense response to other organism. Lineage: Eukaryota; Viridiplantae; Streptophyta; Magnoliopsida; Poales; Poaceae. The record is from RefSeq and is a predicted model, not a curated record. The transcript has 4 exons. Gene Ontology annotation, molecular function: ADP binding. The coding region runs from base 365 to 3283 and encodes 972 amino acids.
GCCUUUUUCAGUGGGCAACGCCGCGACACAUCUCUCUUCACCGCAUCCCAAGACCCAACUCUCUGGCCGACACUCCUUAUCCAAGAAAAACUCUCUAGCCGACACCGCAUUCUCCGCCCAAACGCCGGCCAGAUCCGAGUCGUGGGCGGCGCGUCAGAACACGGCCGGAGUGCGUGAGGCCAGCAGGCGGGCGGCGUGCCGGAGCGCGUACUACUCCAUCGAAGAUCGAACUGUGUUCCUUGCCAGGAACAGGACGGUCCUGUCAUAGAGAGGCAACAAGAGGCUCCUAAGUGAAGAGUGAAGAUUUUGUGAGAACAGAGAAGCACUGAAGACUUUGAGAGGAUUAGGUCAUCCAGAGACCAAUAUGAUUGAAGUGACGGCAAGCGCUUUGAUGGGGGUGAUAGACCCCCUCCUUGACAAGCUCUCUGCAGUGCUGCAGAAAGAUCAUGCCAAGCUCAAAGGUGUGAGCCAGAAUAUUGCCUUUCUGCGAGAUGAGCUAAGCAGCAUGAACACUGUGCUGGCGAUGGUUUCAGAGUCGGAUGAAGUAAAUCCACUGAUGAAGGAGUGGAUUUGUCAGCUGAGAGAGCUGGCCUACGAUGUUGAAGAUUGCAUCGAAAUCUUCAUGCACCAUCUCAACCGUGAUGGUGCCUGCAACAGCUUCAUCCACAAGAUGAUAAGCAAGAUCAUCACCUUGAAAGCUUGCUAUCAGAUAGGUGAUCAGAUUAAUGAGCUCAAGGAGCGUGCAUUGGAGGUUAGCGAUAGGCAUAAAAGGUAUGAGCUCGAUUUAUCUGGCCAGUGUUCAAAGUCUGUGGUAAUUGACCCCAGGUUGCCUGCGCUCUUUGAAGAGGGGGAUACAUUUGUGGGUAUUGACAGCCAAAGGGACAUACUUGUCAAGUGGCUUACUGAUAGCAGUGAUUCACACCCGCAGCGCAAGGUUGUCUCAGUUGUUGGAUUUGGUGGAUUAGGAAAGACAACCCUUGUUAAUUGUGUCUUCCGAAGGAUUAGAAGUCAGUUUGAUUGCAUGGCUUUUGUGUCUGUAUCCCGAUGUCCUAACGUUAACAAGAUCCUUGCAGAUGUGCUAUUGCAAGUUCUUAAGAGAAGUAGCUCAAUUACAGAGGAUCAAAAUAAAGGUCUCUAUCUCAGAACAUUAGGAUAUCUAGAACUUGUCAACAUGAUUAGAGAGCAUCUUCAAAAUAAAAGGUACUUUGUCAUAAUCGAUGACAUAUGGAGCAAACAAGCUUGGAAAGACAUCGAAUGUGCUUUCCCCCACAAUAAUAGUGCGAGUAGAAUAAUAACAACCACACGAAUUCAAGAUGUUGCUGAGAACUGUAGCUCUCCACACAGAAAUUAUGUUUAUCUGAUGAAGCCCCUUGACAAUGAUGACUCAAGAAGAUUGUUCUUGAAAAGGGUUUUUUGUGAAGGUGAUUGUCCUCUUGAAUUGAAGGAAGUUGGUGAUGAUAUACUGAGAAAGUGUGAUGGGUUGCCACUUGCUAUAGUUAACAUAGCUAGUCUAUUAGCAACCAUACCAGCCUCAAAGAAACAGUGGGAGAAGGUACGGAAUUCUCUUUUAUCUGCACUUAAACAGCAUCAUGAGCUGGAAGUGGUAAAAAGGAUUUUGCUUCUUAGUUAUUACGACCUACCUCACCAUUUAAAGAUAUGUUUGUUGGAUCUAAGCAUGUUCCCAGAGGAUCAUGAGAUUGAUCGACUGCGUUUGAUCAGGAGAUGGAUGGCUGAAGGAUUUAUUGUUCAUCAACGAGGACAAUAUUUGGAGGAUACCGGAGAAAACUACAUCAAUGAGCUUAUCAACAGAAACAUGAUCCAACCAGUGGACAUUAACUAUAGUGGUAGACCAAGAGCUUGUCGGGUACAUGAUAUAAUGCAUGAUCUUAUUAUAUCAAUAUCAUUGAAAGAAAAUUUUGCUACCAUAGUAGAUGAUCAUAAGCUAUCACCUUUGGCUUACAAGAUUCGACGCCUCACCCUCGUGGGCAAUUGUGAAGAGCAAAAUCUAUGGCAGGGAAGUAACAUCUUGUCUCAUGUUCGGUCAUUUAGUGUCUUUGGUGAUGUUAAGAAGAUGCCCUCUAUCAUGGAUUUUCAAGUUUUACGAGUCUUAGAUCUGCAUGAUUGCUCUAAUUUGGAGGAUGGAGACAUUGGGAAUGUUGGAAAUUUAAUCCAUCUGAGGUAUCUAAGUCUCUCCAAUAGUAACAUUAGCAAGGUCCCACGACAAAUUGAGAGGCUACAACAUUUGCAGACACUGGACCUGAGAUGUACCAGAAUAGAAGAAUUGCCAGCAACUGUUGCUGAACUCCGCGAAUUAGUGCGCCUAUUUCUGCCUACUGGUGUUAGACUCCCAAAUGGUUUCAGUAAUUUGGAAGCUCUAGAAGAGCUGUCAGGUUUAGAUGUCAGUAGGAAUUCCCCAGAAAUUGUGCUAGAGCUAGGGAACCUAACUAAAAUGAAGGUGCUUGGGAUUGUGUGGUAUCUGGAUGGAUCAGUUAUCGACAAAGGAAGGUUCAAGCAAUCUUUGAUCUCAUCGUUGUGCAGGCUAGGAGAAAGAAACCUCCAGUUUCUAAGUUUUACAAGUAAUAGUGGUUCUUCUGUAGAUUUCUUGGCUGAUUCAUGGUGCCCUCCUCCACGUCAUCUACAGACACUGUUCAUGUGCGGUCUAACUGUCCCCAGUUUCUCUAGACUCCCUAAGUGGAUAUCAUCCCUUGUCGAACUCACCUGCUUAGAGAUUUCUAUAGAACAAUUGAGAUUAGGGGAUCUGCAGGUUCUCAGAGAUUUUCCUUCCUUGCUCUGCCUCCGAAUUUACCUAAAAGAAUCCCCACAGGAAACACUCAGGAUCAGUCCUGUUGGAUUCCAGUUUCUGAAGGAGCUCUGUUUUUACCCAUUGGAUGGUAAUUUGGCUUCUCUCAAUCCAAGAAACAGAAAGGAAAGAUUGAGCCUUACGUUUGAAGCAGGGGCAAUGCCAAGGCUUGAGCUGCUUCAUUUUAGAUUUGCUGCACAUGGUAGCUUUGAUUUCGGCAUCAGCCACCUCAUUUCUCUCAGGCAUUUGCGGGUGUUUAUUAAUUGCCGGGGUGUGAAUCCUCGGGAGGUGGAUGCCGCUGAAGCUGCCAUCAGAAAUGCAGCUGCUCUCCUUCCCAACCAUCCACUGCCAGGGAUUUUUCGGGCACAUGAAGGAGCAAUGGUACAGGAGGAGCAUAUAGAUAGCACAGACCAUCUUGCCCAACAACUGGACGGUAGCAGGUGCAAGCAGAAGAAGAUUCGGAUCAGCAGUUUUGGAACUUAGCAUUAACUGCAAGUCUCUUGUUUAGGUUACAACGGAAGCACGAUGAUGUCCUUGUUAUCAACAGGGUUGUUGAUUGAUCUGUUCAUUUUUCUGAGAGAAACAAAAAAGAGAAAAAAGAAGGGAAAAUGAACAUGCUCUCUGCGGCAUUUCCAACUCUACAUGACAAAGUGCAUGCUCUCUAUUCUGGAACAUGUUAUGCGUUGGCCUUACCUCUUUCUUGAAAAACCAAACAAUGCUGUGUGUGAUUAAGUUUCAGAAUGAUCCGGAUGUAGAUUCACUAGAAAAAUAUGGGAGAACAUUUUGGUUUGGGCGACAAAUCAGGCAAUAUAUCCAAGGGAAUGGCCUCAAGCAGACUCGGUACACCACUCGUGGUCCAACUUAGCGACAUCGGCAUGUGCAAUGAGGAAGGGUCUACGCUCCCUAAUAGUGCUUGCCACGUGGGUAAUUUGAAAAGAACGUGAUGCAAGAAUUUUUAAGCGACAGGAAUCAUCCAGCAGCUCAGUGAUGGCUCGUGUCCAGGAGGCGGCAAAGGGAUGGAUGAUGGCGGGAGCAAAGCAUCUUGCUACUCUUUUCACGAUGAGCUAUCAAACAUGAUUAAGUACUGUGCAGAUAAAUCCAUGAGUAUUACUUGACAGUCGUUACUUUGCAAAUGUAUGAAAGAAAUGGACUAGUAAUUUUAGUCCUGGAAUGGGUUAGGAGAAACAGUCAAACAAAUAGUAGCUAAGGUUUUUUAUAUUGCACAAAUGAUGAGCUA